Xiphias gladius (swordfish) is the source of this 2337-nucleotide messenger RNA. RefSeq names its product fibroblast growth factor 10a (gene fgf10a). The record is from RefSeq and is a predicted model, not a curated record. Lineage: Eukaryota; Metazoa; Chordata; Actinopteri; Istiophoriformes; Xiphiidae. Gene Ontology annotation, cellular component: cytoplasm. The transcript is spliced from 4 exons. Gene Ontology annotation, biological process: wound healing; positive regulation of canonical Wnt signaling pathway; positive regulation of gene expression. Gene Ontology annotation, molecular function: chemoattractant activity; growth factor activity; type 2 fibroblast growth factor receptor binding. Bases 923 to 1681 code for a protein of 252 amino acids.
AAGAGGGAGGGGGCCAAAGGAGAGGGAGCCACACACAGGAGGAAAGAAGAGAGGCAACGCACUGCUCCAGCGCUCAGACUCUGAGAGGCAAGGACAGAGGAGAGAGAGAGAGCUCAGCUCACUGACAGACGCGCAACAAGCGAGGGCAGAAAGACGAGAGCUCCCGGGCUCAGUUACAAACUCAAGUGACUUCAGACCAGCUCCAACAAAACAAGAAACAAAGAGAGAGAGAGAAAAGAAGAGAAGAAAGUCUGGAUUCUGAGACUCUUUUUGUGGCCCUCCUUGCGUGGAUCUCUCCGGACAUUUUAUGAGAAGCAGCAUUAAUCCUUUUUUUCUUGACUUCUUGUUUUUAUUUAUUCAUUUUGUACUCAACACUUUGGCAUCUCAUUCCCACAUCUCCUCCGCCUUCCUGUUAUCCAUCUCCCUGGACUGGAGGAGAUAAAUGAGAGAGCAACCAGGAGCAAAAAAGCGGCAGUCUUGGAAGAAGAGGGAGGAGGAGGCGAGAGGUCUCUGAGGCAAGCCCCCGGUUGUUCCCGUUGCGAGGUGAUCUGAGCCAUGGAUGUGGAUGCAUUCCUGCGACGUUUCUGAGGAAUAAACAGCACCGGGAACUACAGCAGAGUCUGCCACAACACUGCAAGCUUCCCCGCCACCAACAACUGCAUCCAUCACCAUUUAUAUUACUGACAGCUCUACAUCUGCUACCAAGAAUCUCUGAUCACACCUACCACAAUCUCGUCGGUCUUCGACCCAGCUAUUCUACAGGUUCUUACACCACAGUCCCAGGGAGGUUGUGGGUCCCCAGACAGAGGAGGUGUAGUCGGUCAGUCGGGGGAGUUUCUCCCACUCUCGUUCCCUCUCCCUGCACCCAGCUCAGCAUGCCCCAGCCCCUGAGCAGCUCCACAGCUCUCCCAGCUCCACUACCAUGUGUAGAUGGACAGUGACACAAGGUGCACCGGUCGCCUGGUUCUCCUCCUGCCCCUGCCGCAGACCUGCUUCACUCCUUCUCUCCCUCACGUUCCUUCUCCUGCUUCUCCUGCUCGGACCCUCCUCAUCCUCACCCCUUUCCACUUUAUCAGCACCGUCAGACUCUGAAGAGAACCACAAUGCACCGAGAGGGACUCCUCCUCACAUCUUCACCCCACAUCCGCCACCUUCCUCAUCACCCGUACCUCUGCACGCAUCCUCUGCGAGGUUGCCACGGGCGACCAAUGUGUCAUCGUCCUCUGCGACGGUCGUCGGGCGCCACGUGCGGAGCAGCUACAACCAUCUACAAGGAGAUGUGCGCCAGAGGAAGCUGUUCUCCUACCAGAAAUUCUUCCUUCGCAUUGACAAGAAAGGAACAGUUAAUGGCACCAAAAGCGAGGACGAUCCAUACAGUAUUCUGGAGAUCAAGUCAGUGGAUGUGGGAGUGGUGGCCAUCAGGGGCCUCAGCAGUAACCACUACCUGGCAAUCAGCAAGAAGGGAGUGCUAUACGGAGCGAGGGACUUUGGUCCGGACUGUCGUCUGAUUGAACGCAUCGAGGAGAACAAGUACAACACCUACGCUUCAGCAGAGUGGCGAAACAAGAAGAAGCACAUGUUUGUGGGACUGAAUGCCAACGGAAAGCCAAUGAAGGGGAGGAAGACACGGAGGAAAAACACAGCCACUCACUUCCUGCCCAUUGUGGUACAACCACGAUGAUUGGACAUGUCAGCCAUGGGAGAACUCUGCAAACUGCAGGUUUUCAGACUUUUUUGGAGUUACAGUGAUGGCUACAUUGGACAGAUCUGAAUGGGAUCUGAAUGAUGCACUGAGGAGGAAAAGAAUGGAAACCUAGAGACAUUUAUCUGUUGGAUAAAGACAUUUCUAUUUUUAAGGAAAGAAAUAAGAUAUAUUGGUAUACAAUGUAUAUAUUAUUUUCUGUUUUAAGUUAUAAAGUAUACAGGCACAGUAGAAAAUAUGAAAAGAAACAACUUCUGUGCCAAAAUGUGAUGUAGUAAACUCACAUUUCUAGAUUUCUGCACAUGUGAAGUGCUUGACUGGGACGAAAUGAAAAUGAAAGGAAAUGACAGAGGGCAAAGAUACAAGAGAGGAGAAGGAAGAGGAAAGUAAAGGAAGUACUGAUGGAAAUCUGACUGAUAGAAAAGGAGAGAAAGAGGCACGAAAGGCAAGAAGGGAAAAAAAUCGCAGUCGAAAGGAUUUAGUCAAGAAAGCACUGCCACAGCAGCAAGUCUAACGCUAUCAUGUUUUUCUUGAAAUUUAUUUAUUUUGUGUAAUAUUUAACAAAAAAAAACCAAAAACUCAAAAAAGACAAAGUAUUGUCUUUUUACCAUUUAUGCUUCUCUUUUUGAAUACUA